UUAUUCGUUCAGUCAGUUUCUGUAAUAUAAAUACAAACGGUAAACUUACAAUUUGGAUAGUUGCAUUAGACGACGAGAUUCGUUCGGAAGGUAGUCUAUAGUUUCACCGGCGCCAACGUGUGGGAGGAUGUUAAUAUGAAGUCCCUUGUGGUUUUGAUUUGUGUUCUUUGCGCCACCAUCGUCGCUUCGCAUCCACCUGAAGGAGUCUGGAAGAAAAAAUUGGUUUGGAAGGAAGAGUGGGUUCAGAUUUGGAAAACAGCGAAAAAGGAAGCUUGGGAAACUAAAUGGAAGAAAAUUCAAGUUCCGGCGUGGACCACAGUAGAAAUACCUAUUUGGAAAGACGUGAAAGUCCCCGAUUGGAAGAUAAUAAAAAAACCGCAUAUCGAAGAACGUGAAAUUCCUGUGUGGAAAGAAGAGAAAGUACCCGAAUGGAAAAAGAUUACAAAACCUGUAUGGCGUGAAAUCCAAGUGCCUGUUUGGAAAGAAGUUCAAGUGCCUGAAUGGAAACAACAAUGGAUCCCAGAAUGGGUGAAAAUGGGAAUUCCAGGUGAAAAAUUUCUGGGGAAGGAUCAUGAAGGAUGGGAAUAUACAAGUCACGAUCUUUGGCGAAAGAAAUUGGUGUGGAAACCCGUUUGGAAGAAAAUUUGGCGAACAGAGAAGAAACAAGAAUGGGUGCCGGAUAAGAAGCUUGAAUGGAAGGAUGAAUGGAUUCAAGUAUGGAAACCUGUGAAAAAACAAAUCUGGGUGAAAGAAAAACGGGAAACGUGGGUAGAAGAAAAAAUUCAAAUUUGGCGAAUCGAAAAGAAACAGGAAUGGGCAACCGAGAAGAAGCAAAUUUGGAAAGACGAAUGGAAAGCUAUUCAGGUACCUGUUUGGAAGGAAGUCAAGGUGCCAGCUUGGAAGAAAAUUUAUAAGCCAGUUUGGGAGAAAGUUUGGGUGCCGCACAGUCAUGGAUGGGACUAAAAUAUUUAUGGUCCUGAUCAAUAGCAUAAUUUAUUGUUAAGAUGUUUUGCAUACAUUUAAGUCACAUUUGUACAUAUGUCACAUAAUACAAUCAACUUCAUCUGUUUGAUUUGCCGAAAUGAGUUUAACGUCUAUGCAAUGUAAAGGUUACCAUUUACAUGUUGUGUUAUCGUUGCAAUUAUGUUAAUAAAUAGAAAAAGUAUUGAAUUCCUAGUUA
Hermetia illucens (black soldier fly) is the source of this 1180-nucleotide messenger RNA. RefSeq lists its product as uncharacterized. The transcript has 2 exons. The coding region runs from base 136 to 963 and encodes 275 amino acids. The record is from RefSeq and is a predicted model, not a curated record. Lineage: Eukaryota; Metazoa; Arthropoda; Insecta; Diptera; Stratiomyidae.